AUGUCAAACAUUUACAGUUCACCACUUGAAAGCACGCCUAACGCGCGUGAGUAUAUUGACAUUAUGGUCGAGAUACGCAAGUUUACCUCCGACUUUGAAGAGUACACGCCCACUAUAGUGGCGUUCGGUGAUCAGAGCUCUGGUAAGAGCUCUCUGAUACAACGGCUGACCGGCGGAAUACCUGUGCCGAGGGGGAAUGGUCGAUGCACAGCGACACCAUUCGAAAUCCGAAUGUUACAGACCGAAACUCCCAUGCGAAGAAUUUCCCUCCGCUAUGUCGAGGAUAGUCUACAAUCGAGGAUCCCUUCGCGCGAAAUCGAAUUCGCUGAUAUACUAGGUCUGGAGGAUGAUGCCAUUGAAGCGAAGCUUCGAGAGGCACAACGAUAUCUUCAGAAUCCAAGUAUUCGAGAUGUUCACGCAACGAACCUGCCAAAUAAUGAUCAUGAUGAGCUGAAGUUCACGAAAAAUACUGUUUGUGUUACAAUUGGGCAUCCUAACAUCAAAUAUUCUUUGGAUAUGGUGGAUUUGCCAGGGAUUGUCCGUGAUGUGGAAGAAAACGAGACAUUCGUGGUUAAUCUCGUUAAAGAAUACAUCACAAAGGAGAAUUCCAUACUCCUACCAAUUUUUGCAGCAACUGCGGAUAUUGCUACUCAAAGUGCGUGGCGCUUAGCUCAAGAGGCAGAUCCGUUGGGAUUGCGAACUGUUGGGAUCAUCACUAAAAUCGAUCAAAUACUUGACUUCUCGUACCAUGAGAGCAGACACAGGGAACUUGCCGCUUUGGUUAAUGGGAGAGGUGAGCACACCUUGAAAAAUGGAAUGUACAUCAUUCGAAAUCCGUCUGACGCAACAAGUGAAAGAGGCACCAAUCCCGAGAAUCUAGAGAACGCGGCAAUAAAUAAUUUGCUGCAGAAUCGAGUUUGGAGAACUGUUCCCCGAAGUAGACCAUUUCUGGAACAGAGAAAGACCGAGCUCGAAGAGAAGCUAGAAUCAUUGCCGCCACCGCCAGAGGAUAAUCCCAUCUACCGAUUCAUGGAACUCAUUGGCAAGUUCGAUAAAGAAUUUUCGAGUCACGCCAACUCUGAACAUCAUGAGCCCCGUCUGUAUAGAGGUCAACAAUGGAAUUUCGGACAAUUUGACCUGGCACUCCUAAAUACCCGACCGGUCUACAAUUUGUCAUUUAGAAAUUCAUUUUCCUCGGAAUAUUUUGAUCCGAUAAAACAGGGGUCACUGCAAUUUUCCGGAUGGACGGAAGGAAUACGCAACGAAAUUGAUGCAGAUGAGUGGGGCAUGAAUGAGCGUGGUCCGGAUGGUCAAUACACGUGGACUUUAGAGCAACUCAGCGAGGUCAUCCAGAGAGCUCAGGGCGGACAACUGGUGGGCUACUUUCCUUUCAAGUCCGUGGUUAACAUCGUUGGAAAACAUCAAAAAGAAUGGUUCAAGAUUUCUCAAAAGUUGAUGGAAAAGAAUUACGAAUGGGUCUCUAGUUUUACGGAUGAAUUGGUUGAAAAAGAGUUUCUGGAAUUCCCCAAUGCCGUGGAUGAGAUCAAACGAGUCUUAAAAGACCUACUCAAACAGUGUAAAGAAGACACAUUGAGACAACUUCGAGAUAUCGAAGAUAUGGAACAUAUGUCUUCUAGUCGAGCUUUAUAUGUGACCGACGAAGCGACCCUUCUUAAAAAACAAUCCAAAUAUUUUAUCCAACUGCGCAUAUUAUGUGCAUUGUCCGUCGAAGACCAAGAACGAUCGAGAGCAAUAUUAGAAUUCGGUUCCAAGUUAUUCGAGAUGAUGCAGGACGCUAGUACGCCAAAUGAAACAUUUGAAAACUGCAAAUCUCUUUUGGUAGAAGAGAUUAAAGCGCUAGGUUCGCAGGGUGAUGCAACUCAUCAAUUAAUUGAGGAAAUUCGGAGUGCGAGGAUUGCGGAGGAGAAUGUUUCGACGGCGACACUAUCCAUGAUGUUGGCGGUAAAGAACUCAGAUCAUUUUAGGAUGUUGAAUGGUGAAAUUGAAAAUGAAGACGAAACACAAUUACCGGAUCUUAACGGGUUGUUAGGCGAGGAUCCGGAGAACGUGAGAAAACGCGAAGAGUGGAAGACUGAUCUUGUAUCAUUGAACAGAAUUAUAAAUAUGGUCAAGAGAGUGAGCAGAGGCGGCUGA
This is a messenger RNA of Acaulospora colombiana, 2154 nucleotides long. Lineage: Eukaryota; Fungi; Glomeromycota; Glomeromycetes; Diversisporales; Acaulosporaceae. The record is from the annotation of a GenBank genome assembly.